CCUUGUGUGUUCUGGACAAGGGGGUGCAUGGGGGAAACAUGGCCGCCGUAGACCCAUCGGAGUCUCCAAAACGACAGGAAUCCCCUGCGGAGGAGGUGGAAACAUCUGGGGAGAAGAGCGAGGCGGUGGGGUCGGGAUGCAGCUCAAAUCAGAAAGAUGAAACGACACACAGUAACAGCAAGGAGAGCCCCGAUGGUGAGCAGAGACCCAGUGCUGGCAACGACGGCGGUUGUAUUGCCAGCCAUUCCGAGGUUAGUGUCGAGUCCGGUGCUGGAACCGUCAAAACGACGUGCAAUUCACCGGACGACCUAACAACGGCUAAAAAUAUGACCGAGCCUCCUGGCAGCGAGCAGCGGGCUUUCGACUGGUCCGAAACUGAAGACGACGACGAAGAGGCGAAAACACACAAGCAGGAAAAUGAUAAGUGUGACCACGACAAUGUUACAAAGAGUGCUGGAGAGGUGCAGCAGGAUGCACAUGUUGAUGAUAACAUCACAGCUGCUGCAGAGGAGAUUCAGGAGGCGGGAAACUCACAUUCUGAUGAGAAGAGCACGGAGAAGGAACCGGCGAAGGAGCUGGUGGGAGAAGUCGACGGUACAGAGGACGUGGUCGAAUGUGACGAGGGGCAGGACGCUGAUCUGACAGCCAAGCCAAAAAAGUGCCGUUUGGUGUGCAAGGAGUGCGGGAAGAUGUUCAACCGGCGCGAGACGUUCAACCUUCACCGCCACUUUCACGCACACGAGGAUGAGCUCACGCCCCUCACCUGUAAAGAGUGCGGCCUUACCUUUCAGCACCGCAGCAGCCUCAUUAAACACAGGAAUGAACAUAAAGAGAAGGAGGAGCAACUUGUGACUCCAAAGACUGAGGUGCAGACAAUGGAGGAGGGUAGUUUUGAAUGUGCAGAAUGUGAGAGGAUCUUCUCCACAGUGGAUAAGCUGAGGGACCACAACUGCUGCAAUACAGCAGAAAAGCCUUACCACUGCCCCCUGUGCCGCCAAGAGUUCCAGUUUAAGGUGUCUGUCACAAAGCACAUGAUGACCCACUCCCAGGAGAGCAUCUUCACAUGCCAAGAGUGCAGUCAGACUUUCCCAAACACCAUGGCCCUGCGCUACCACCAGCGAUGUCACACCGCCCUGAAACCAUAUAAAUGCCCAGAGUGCGGCAUGGUUUUCAAACACUAUUCUGUCAUGGAAGACCACCGUCGCAAGCACAUGGACAACACACGCUCUCACCUGUGCAACAUCUGCGGUAAGACCUUCAAGUAUAGCAGCCUCCUCCAUCAGCAUCAGUAUCUGCACACGGGCCAGAAGCCCUUCCGCUGCCCUGAGUGCGGUAAAAAAUUUGCUUUUGCGCAGAACAUGAAGGCACACUGCCGCCAGCAUAGACUGUGCGAAACCAACUCCUCUGCUGAGCAGCCCAGUAAGCAGGCCCCUGUGUCCGUACAGGAGGCGGUCAGGGGCCCGGGGAAAGAGAACACACACCAGAGUGAGGAGCCCAAACGUGUGUUCAACUGCCCCCUUUGUCCCCAGACCUACUGGGCGCCAGCUAACCUGAGGGCCCACAUGCUUAUUCAUGAGGCCGAGUAUGAGACACUGGAGCGAACACCCAGACCCCCCAGUGAGAUUAACAAGUACUGGGACAAAGGACUCACCUGUCCCCACUGCCCGUGUGUUUAUCGUGACGAAUCCAGUUUAAAUGUACAUCUGUUAAGUGUCCACAAACCUGUAGCACAAUAUUUAGGAACGGUGGCAACACCACCUAAAAAACAAUUUACUCCAUUAAACAGUGAUAAUAUGCAGGGGAAAUGGAGAAGCGAUGGCGUAAGUGUGAAGUCAUACAAGUGUUCUGAGUGUGGAAAAACUUUCCGCCACCGCUCAGUGUUAGAGCUGCAUAUGCGCAUACAUUCCAAGGACAAGCCUUACCAGUGCAAAGUGUGCGGCAAGGGCUUUAGAUUCAGUAGCUACUUACAGCAGCAUCUCAUCAUCCACACAGGCAAGAAGCCAUACAAAUGUCCCGACUGUGGGAAGGACUUUGCCUUCCUGCAGAACAUGAAAACACAUCAGAAGCUGCAUCAGGAAAAACCGUUCCGCUGCACCAGCUGCCGCAAAGGGUAUAGCGAUGAGACCCAGUUGCAGCACCAUAUGUUAUCACACAAUGGUGACAAACCUCAUAAGUGUGACCUGUGUGACAAGAGCUUUGGAUUAGCCUACCUGCUCCGCGAUCACAUGAACACACACACAGGAGAGAGACCUCAUCGCUGUGAUGAGUGUCACAAAACCUUCUCCUGGUUUAGCAGCCUGCUAGUACACCAGAAGAUCCAUGCUCGCAAGCGGCAGGGUUUCAGUCAGUGUAAUUCUUUCCCGAUGGGUGCUAGGGUGAGAGGCAGGGACCGUUAG
This is a messenger RNA of Chelmon rostratus (copperband butterflyfish), 2396 nucleotides long. RefSeq lists its product as uncharacterized. The transcript has 3 exons. The record is from RefSeq and is a predicted model, not a curated record. Gene Ontology annotation, biological process: regulation of transcription by RNA polymerase II. Lineage: Eukaryota; Metazoa; Chordata; Actinopteri; Chaetodontiformes; Chaetodontidae. Gene Ontology annotation, cellular component: nucleus. The coding region runs from base 39 to 2396 and encodes 785 amino acids. Gene Ontology annotation, molecular function: RNA polymerase II transcription regulatory region sequence-specific DNA binding; DNA-binding transcription factor activity, RNA polymerase II-specific.